Molecule: messenger RNA, 458 nt
Organism: Prinia subflava (tawny-flanked prinia)
Lineage: Eukaryota; Metazoa; Chordata; Aves; Passeriformes; Cisticolidae
Gene: SPP2
Product: secreted phosphoprotein 2
Exons: 4
Coding region: 96-458 (120 amino acids)
Biological process (GO): bone remodeling
Cellular component (GO): extracellular region
Source: RefSeq, a predicted model, not a curated record
UCUUGAGCUAAAGCACCGAUUGGACUACGAGAAAGAGAAAAGAAUAAUCAAAAAGGAUUAAUGAUGUGUUGUGUUGACAUGUCCACCAGGUGAACAUGUGGGACAGUGAUACUUAUGGGUUAGAUCUGCAGUUCAACAUCCGUGAGACGGUGUGCACCAAAGCUUCGGGGAGAGAUCCCUUCACCUGUGACUUCAAAACUGGACCUUUCGUGCCCACUGCUUCCUGCAGGAGUGUUGUGGAAGUCUCCGGGGAGCUGAUUGCCAACAUCACCGUGCGGUGCCACCGAAGCACAUUCAGCUCUGAAUCAAUGAGCAGUGAGGAGAUGAUGCAUGUGCCCAUGAUGGCCCCCGACAGGCGAGGCAGCGCUCGUAGUGAACCCUUCCCUUCAAGGGGAAGAGGCAGCAGCCGUGGAGACUGGAACAAACCCAGCUACUUUGGCCCUAACAAGAUGGAGUAA